Paramecium pentaurelia is the source of this 1638-nucleotide messenger RNA. The record is from the annotation of a GenBank genome assembly. Lineage: Eukaryota; Ciliophora; Oligohymenophorea; Peniculida; Parameciidae.
AUGCAAAUAAAAUUCAUGCCAAUUACUCUAAAUAAUUAUAUUCUAAACUAAAAUGAACCUCUUGGAUCAGGACUUAGUUCAAUGGUAUUUAUGAAAAUAAAAUAGGUUUUUAAAGCAAAAAAUAUUGAUACAAAUAAUUAUGUAGCCCUUAAAAUAAUCAAAAAAUCUAAUUCUGAUAUAAAUCUUUCUGAAUAAAAGAUUUCUCAAAUGUAUAAAUUGGAAGUAGAAGUCUUAACAUAAUGUAACAAGUUGAAGAAUUAAAAUAUUGUUCGUUUAAUUUAAAAUUUUGAGAGUAGUGAUAAGUAUGCAUUAGUCCUAGAAUUAUGUGAUUGUAAGCAUUUUUUUUUAAAUAGAUUCUUUAUAGGAUUAUUUAAAGUAAUUUAUAUUAAUAAAAGAAGAAUAGGCUUUAGAUAUUUUUCUUCAAAUCUAUAAUGGACUUUCUUGGUAUUUAAUUAAUUCAAAAAUUUAGUCUAUAAAAUUAUAAAUAUUAUCAUAGAGAUAUUAAACCUUCAAAUAUUAUGUUUAAAGAUAAUUAAAUUAAAAUAAUAGAUUUUGGUUUUUGUUUAUAAACAAAUAGUUUUGAAAAUUAAAAAUUAAAUACUAGAUGUGGAACAAGAGGAUAUUAAGCUCCUGAAGUUAGAGAGGGAAAUUAUGAUCCUGAGAAAUCAGAUAUUUAUUCAUUAGGCGUUGUUUUUUAUGAAAUCCUUUAUGGUUUGCAGAAUUUUACGAAUAAGAAUAAUUUUAUUUAUCCUCUGAAAAUACAGGUUAGUGAAAUGACAAAAGCUCUUAUAGAUAUGAUGGUUUAAGAGGAUUAUAAAAAUAGGAUUUCUUGGUAAUAAAUUGGAGAAAUUUUGAAGGCAAUCAAAAGUACAUUUAAAACUGAAUAAAAUUAAUAAUUUUAAUUAGAUGAGGAUUUGAGAUAGAAAUUCUUUAUUUUUAAAAAAAUUCUUUAAGAAUUUAAAAAAAUAAGGGAAGAACAUAAAGAUUUUCUAUCUUUACAUUUGGAGCUAUUAUUAAUUAAAAAAAUGAUAUCUGAUUAUGAAAAAUCUAAAUUAAAUUUCGAUUAAUAGAAAGGUGAAUUAGAAAAAAAGUUAAAAUUAUUGUAAGAGAGUUAUGAUUACAAUAUUUUGGAAUUAAAAAUAUUAUAAAAUUAUUCAUUAAGAACAAAACUAAACAAAUUGAUCAAUGAUUUAGAAAAAGAAAGGUGCAGAUCUUUACAUGAAAAUAAGUAUGAAUGAAAAUUAUAGGAUAGAGAAUUAAAACUUAAAUUAUGCAAUGAUUAUUUCAUAAAGCAUUUUAAUCAUCUAAAUGAAGAACUUUUUAAUGAAUAAUCUAAUAAUUUUAAAAAUCAUUUAGAAAGAGAAAUUAAUCAAGUUUUCUCAAUACUCUAAAAGCCAGAGUAUGUAACAUCUGAUAAUUCAUUAUAAAUAAAGGUGUUGAAAAUUAACAUCUUAGUAAUUAAAUAUUCAGAAGAUAAUUUUGUAAAAAUGAUUGUUAUGUUAGGAAAAAAUUAAAGAUCAAUUAUAGAAAUUAUAGUUAAUAUCUAACAAAUAACUUAGUAUGAUCGAAAUUUUAGAUAGUAUAAAAAAUGAGAGUAUGGCAGAUUAAUUCAAAUAAUGUCUUGAUAGCUUAGAUUGA